This is a messenger RNA of Limanda limanda (common dab), 2581 nucleotides long. RefSeq names its product aminoacyl tRNA synthase complex-interacting multifunctional protein 1-like. Gene Ontology annotation, molecular function: tRNA binding. The transcript has 4 exons. The record is from RefSeq and is a predicted model, not a curated record. The coding region runs from base 17 to 952 and encodes 311 amino acids. Lineage: Eukaryota; Metazoa; Chordata; Actinopteri; Pleuronectiformes; Pleuronectidae.
GCACCGCGGCUUGAGGAUGGGCCGCAGCGGGGAGCUCAGUGACUUCCAGCGGGGCACCGUGGUGGGAUGUCACCUGUGUCUGAAGUCCGUGCGGGAGAUCUCCGGCCUGCUGAAGCUGCCUCGUUCCACCGUGAGCUCCGUCAUCCUCAAGUGGAAGCGAGGCGGUAUCACGACGGCCCUGCCCCGCAGCGGCCGGCCGACCAAGCUCCAGGAGCCGCAGCGCCGGGUGCUGCAGCGGGUGGCCCUGGAGCAGGGGCUGCCCCCCGGGGAGGCGCUGGGGAAGGGUCGGCCCUCCGUGGAGGCUCUCACCGCCGAGUUCCGGAGCAGGGCCGGGGCCAGCGUGAGCUCCAGGACGGUCCGCAGGGAGCUCCGGGAGAUGGGCUUCCGAGGGAGGGUGUCUACGUACACGGCCAGAGGAGGGGAAAAGAAGCAGACACUCCUCAGCCAGGAGGACGCCCAGGUGGACGUGUCCCGUCUGGACCUGCGUGUUGGACGUAUCCUCACAGUUCUGCAGCCUUCAGAGACUGAGAGUGUGUGUGUGAAGCAGGUCGACGUGGGAGAGGCGGCUCCCAGGACAGUGGUCAGUGAACUGGCUCACCACAUACCAGUGGAUCAGAUGCAGAACCGCAUGGCCGUCCUGCUCUGUAACCUGAGGCCAGCCGAGAUGGGGGGUGUGGUUUCCCAGGCGAUGGUCAUGUGCGCCUGCUCGCCAGACAAGGUCGAACUCCUUGAUCCGCCGAUUGGAGCAGCACCAGGAGACAGAGUGACUUUCCAGGGCUUCCCAGGUGAACCAGAUACGGAGUUGGAUCCCAAAGAGAACGUGUGGGAGCAGAUUCAACCGGACCUUCGCACGGAUGCUGAGUGUGUUGCUGCGUACAGAGGAGCGGCCUUCAAAGUCCUCGGCAAGGGAGUUUGCAAAUCCCAAACCAUGAGCGAUAGUGACAUCAAGUAAACUGUCGACGCUGCUUGAAAAUCGCUGCGUUCAAAUUCCUGCAAUAAAAAUGACGUGGAAAGACUUCCCCAAUGACAGGAGGCCCCGUAGCACAAUAUUAACACCCGAGGUUUUGGACUGACAUGUCCAACAAUCUCAAGGGUGUUGUUUUUGAGUGUCCACAUGCUUUUGUGGUGACGCUUAAAUUUCCCUCAGGGGAGGACAGAUAUGAACAUUGCUGUUACAUGUUUUCCCUAUUAUGAAAACCUGCAGUUUUGAAUUUGGCCAAGGGAGGGCGCUGCAGCAGCAAUGAUCAUGUUCAGUAUGUGUGUGGAGACUGAGAAGAUGCAGUACACAUGAGAAGAUCCAGUACACAGCACAGUCAUAUCCAAGAUGGUCAAAAGACCAAGGGGAAUUCUACAGAAGAACCCCAUCGAGUUGGGAAAGUGUUUUUCCCAUGUGACCACAGUGGUGAUUUCCACUGAAAUGUGGGUGAAACUCAUCGGUGCAGUCCCAUUAGAAACAAGGAGUCAUUCAACAGUUUUCUUUUCUAUUUAUGGUUAAGAAAAGAGCUCAGAAGUAACUAGUUUAACCAAAUGUAAAAUGUCAGCUCUUUGUUCUGUCAUAGAGGUUGUGUGGGUUUUUCACAGUAUUAGUCUGACACAUGAUGUAGGUGUAUCAGUACAAACAGCCUGGGGCAGGUUUCAUUCUGAAGGACGUGUUCAGUGUUAUAACGGUGAUCGCCUCAUUGUUCCUGAUUUUUGUUAAACUGAAGUUUGGAAACUGGAAAGUGAGACUUCUGAAAUGGAUGUGAAAGUGGAUGUUUAUCACCCAGAAACUUGUGUAUCCAUCCUGCUAUUUCAAACUCUGCUCUUGAGCUGUUUUAGGAAGUCAGUGAAAGUCAUUUGCUAUUUCAUGUAACAUGUUUCUGUUUGUUUAGCCUCCAUCAUGAUCACUAAUGAUCAGAGAUGUUCCAAUAUUGACACCAGCAUCGGAAAUGCCAGGCCGGGAUACUGCAAAUGUGUGAAUCUAUGAACCGAUCCUAUACCAUAUGUUUAAUGAGUAUUUGUUUCACCCAGAUAAAACUGCAGCUUUCUUUUCCCAGAAAUCCCUUCUUCUUUGCUGCUUCAAAAUGGCAACAUUAAGUAAAACGGUUAAAACAGCAGAACUUGUUUUUAAGGGUUUAACCUGGGCCCGGUCAUAAAACAGUGAUACAAUCAUCACUUCCAUUCUGGGUUAGUACUUUACAGCUGUGAAAAUACACUGAUAUCAGAUCGUACUCAGUUUCUGAGACACACAAAGUCAAGGAUUCUGUGACAGGAAAUUUAAAAAAUGGUAUUUGGACAUCUCCAUUAAUUAUCCUGCUUAAAAAUAAAGAGUUUAUUGUGAAGGAACAAUCGAAAAAGAAACUCUCUUUUCGUGUUUUGCUUUUUGCUUGAGGCUGAAGGAGUCACACAAACACACAAAUUUCUUCUUCCCUUAUUUUAAUGGAAGAACUGAAGAUAGCCCAUUGAGUAGAAUGGGGAUGUGAUCCAGGAACUAAGAAGAGGAACAGAUUGUCCGAGACAAAGAUCUUUUGACAGAACUCGUGGGCUUUAAGUUACAGUAGCACGCUUUCUAUUAUAUAAUGACAAUAAUAAUACACUUUUA